AUGAAGAAGGCAGAAGAGGAGGGUAUUGGUGGUAGUCAUUUGGCCGACAGUAAGAGAGACAUGAAUCGAAUCAAGGCUGACCUCAAGGAGCUUGAGAAGGCGUUGCAGAUACAACCAGCGGGUCUGGUGUCGGGGCAGGAUGUUCUUAGACAAGAGGAUGUCAGCGCCUUGAGCCGCCAAAUCAAGCAGGUCGAGGCGAAGCUCGCGGAGCUGGAGGCGUCAGCAGCGCCGUUCCCUUCCGCAGGUGGCGGAGAAGCGGAAGAGCAGGGAAAGAGGCUUCCAGCAGCGAGUGGUGCCGUGCUGAGACUGCAGAAGGUGGCGGCUAUGCUUGAGUCCGCAGAAACCGCGCUGGAAGCUAGCGUUACGUUCUACAAGGAACACGUUGAAAGAGUUGGGAAGGGUCUACCCAAAGAGGGCGAGAUGGCGGAUGCUGCUUUAUUACAGACGCUGCAGGCCGAAGUUGAGUGUCGACGUCGACUGUCUGCGCGUGCUAUACAGGUCUUCCGGAGCAUCAACCAUUCUAGACGAGAUGUGAGAAACCUGGAGAAUCGCCAGUAGUAGCUACAGAAGUGGCUAACACGUAGCACUGAUAGACGAACGAAUAGAUUUGAGCAAACCAGGAGGCCCCAACAGGGUCAGAAACGACGCGUCAGGACAAUCUCUUGUGACAGGCCGCGUAUCUACCUGUCCAAAGUGAGGAAAGGUAGGGAAGCCGGCAGCAAGAAAUAUGCAGUACAUCGGCACUCGAAUUGAGUGGAGUAUUUUGGGAAUCGUCGGCGAUCUAUCGUUGGUUUGCUUCACUUCGGAAGUAGACUGACGAAGCAGAGCCCAGACGGUCGAGUGGUGAGAAGCAACGCAAGAUGACACCCCCCCCCCUCACCGUGAUCACGGGUGCCUGGUGAACGAAGAAGGGAUGGGGCGGGAGGAGGUGUUCGGGGAG
Toxoplasma gondii ME49 is the source of this 940-nucleotide messenger RNA. RefSeq lists its product as hypothetical. The coding region runs from base 1 to 558 and encodes 185 amino acids. The record is from RefSeq and is a predicted model, not a curated record. Lineage: Eukaryota; Apicomplexa; Conoidasida; Eucoccidiorida; Sarcocystidae. The transcript has a single exon.